Messenger RNA from Nerophis lumbriciformis (worm pipefish), 2113 nucleotides. RefSeq names its product chondrolectin (gene chodl). Lineage: Eukaryota; Metazoa; Chordata; Actinopteri; Syngnathiformes; Syngnathidae. Gene Ontology annotation, biological process: positive regulation of axonogenesis. The record is from RefSeq and is a predicted model, not a curated record. Gene Ontology annotation, cellular component: cytoplasm.
GUCAUCUGUUACACUUAUUAGUAUUCCAUCAUGAUGAUCUCUGGUAAACAGUGUUUUAAAAGUGGGGGCGGAGUCAAAGCAUGAGUUUGUGUGCCUGUUAAUGCAAGCGCAUGCACACAUUAAGCAGCAUCAGACAAGUUUUUGUGUAACAAACAGAUCAAUACAGCCCGUCUCGAUCCUUUAAACAUGAAUUGAUGAGGCGUGUGUGUUAGCUGAGACUGAGAUGUGAAGAUCAAUCUGAAUUUACACACACACAAAAACACUGUUGACUCCACCGACUGUAACCAUGACAGCACUCAUUACUGUUAUGACAUGACCACCUGAUGUCGCUUGUUAACAUUCUUCAUCUCAUCUUCCUCACUUCCUGCUGUGUGUGUGUUCAUCAGUAAGUGGUGUGUGUUUCUUUGCCGGGAGACGGAUCAGCCGCCUGCAGUGGAUCAAUGCAGGGAACAUCUAUAACUAGUCGUGUGUGUGUGUGUGUGUGUGUGUGUGUGUGUGUGUGUGUGUGUGUGUGUGUGUGUGUGUGUGUGUGUGUGUGUGUGUGUGUGUGUGUGUGUGUGUGUGUGUGUGUGUGUGUGUGUGUGUGUGUGUGUGUGUGUGUGUGUGUGUGUGUGUGUGUGUGUGUGUGUGUGUGUGUGUGUGUGUGUGUGUGUGUGUGUGUGUGUGUGUGUGCAAAAUAAAGAGAUUAAACAUGUAAGUAAAACUUUUUUUUUUAACUUUAUUUCUGCAUUCCUGACUAAAGCACUUCCUGACGAGCUUAGCUUAGCAUAGCGAUGAUGUCAUCCUUGUGUGUUUGAAAGAGCGUUAUUGAUUAGCGCUUCUGCUGUCCCACUAAAUGAAUUAGAUAAGUGUGUGUGUGUGUGUGUGUGUGUGUUGGCCCCCUAGGGCUCAAUGAAGAGGGGAGGCGGGGCCCCAGCAAGUGGGCGGGGUCACUGGACAGCAGUUGCAGAGCCCCCCACACUGAAGAAGAGCAGGGAAAGGACAAGCAGCAAGCCAUGGAGGCAAAGGUGCUUUUACUUUGAAAUCAACCGAUCGCGUCACUUUCAAGCCCAAAAAAGAUGACCUUCGACCUGAUGAGGCUGUGGAUCCUAGGCGUUGUCCUGGUCAGAGCAAUCCGCGGAGCGCGCGUGCUGAGUGGUCAGACGGUGUGUUUGGGCGAGGGCGCGCAGCCCUGCUACAAGAUGGCCUACUUCCACGACGUCUCCAGCCGCGUGGCCUUCAGGGAGGCCGAGCUGGCGUGUCACAUGGACGGCGGCUCGCUGCUCAGCAUUGAAAGUCCCUCCGAGCAGAAAGACAUCGAACACCUGCUGCAGGAGUUGCGCUCAGGAGCAGGAGGAGGAGGAGGCGGAGCCGGAAUAGCAGAUGGAGACUUCUGGAUCGGUCUGACUCGGGUGGACGGCGAGGACCAUAAAGCUCCCAACGUCGCCACUUCCUGUCCACAGCUCUACAGGUGGACCGAUGGCAGCAUGGCGUCCUUCAGGAACUGGUAUUUCGACGAGCCGUCCUGUGGUGGAGAAUCCUGCGUGGUCAUGUACCACCAGCCGACGGCACUUCGUGGAGUGGGCGGGGCUUACCUCUAUCAGUGGAAUGACGACCGAUGCAACAUGAAGCACAACUUCAUCUGCAAAUAUCCACCGGGUAUCCAGCAUCAUCAUCCUUACACACCUCUUAUUGCUCGACCAAUCACGCUCACUCGUCGACCUGUCUGUCAGGGCGCCAGCUGGGAGAGGAACAUGGCGGCACAGCUGGUGGGCGGGGCACAGAGGCCACACAGGACAGUGCUGGUGAGCUACUUCCUCCUCAGGUCACAUUGGCCGGAACCUCAGGCAUGCUGCUGCUCUACAUCAUCAUUCCCACCAUUCCUCUCAUGCUGCUCAUCCUGGUGGCUGCUGGGAGUUGUUGUUUCCACACACUCAGCAGAAGCCCGUCCCGCACCAAAGUAGCUGUGAGACAAUCCAACCUGUGGAUCUCCAAGGCGCCCAAGGCCAACGCCAUGGAGGUGUGACCGUCAAAGCUGCUGCCGAACACGCUUUAAACCAAUCAAGGGGAAAGGGGCGGAGUCUGUGCUAAUCAAACGUAUGUGACAUGUGAUCUUUAUUGUCCACUAAGAGCC